AAAAAACGAAGGCAUUGGUUGUGGGUUGGUGUUGUUGUGUUGCCUCUGGUGCGAAAUCCUGGGCUCUCUCUCUCUCUCUCUCUCUCUCUCUCUCUUCACAUUCUUUCGAUCUGCAAAUUCUCGCCUGGAUCUAGAUCGGGAGAUCCUAGAUCUUGUGGGUUUUGCAUUUUUGUUCCUGAUAUUUAGUGUUAAAAGGUUUUGUGAUCAGUGAUCUGUGGUCGGUUUUUGUUUAUGUUGAUCUUCGAUCUCGGGUUUUUGUGACGGUGCGAGCUCGAGUUUUCAGGUUUUGUAUUUGAAGAAUUGUGAAAUUUGGGGAGGUUGAAGAGGGGUGAUGUUUGGAGAGCUUUAAGAGGACGUGGUGUUGAAUUGUGUAUAUUUGGGUGGGACGCGGUAUUGAAUCGCGAGGGUUGGGGUUUGCUAGAUGGCUUCGCGUCCUCCAUUGCAGGUGGAGGAUCAGACGGACGAGGAUUUCUUUGACAAAUUGGUGGAUGAUGAUUUUGCAGGCACGGAAUCGGGCCCUGGGCUUCCCGAGGGUGAUGAUUCUGACGAGGCAAAAGCGUUUGCGAAUCUAAGCAUAGGUGAGGUUGGCACCGACUUAGAUGAUUCGAGCAGUGGCGAAUCUAAAGCGAGAGAAAUUCAUGGGGGUGCGGCAUUAGUGGAUUCUCAUGCGGAAGGCAGCGAUUCAUUGGUUAAAUCUAAUUCAUUUGGUCUUGAUGGUGUGACCGAAUCUAACAAUGAUUCCACAGAAUUUGGGGGUAGGUCGGACUCCACUGUGAAUGAUGGCAUUGGAUCUGCCGCGUCAGGUAUUAAGGAGGUGCAAUGGAGCUCUUUUAAUGCAGAUCCUGCACAGAAUGGUAAUGAUGGAUUUGGAUCAUACUCGGAUUUCUUCAGUGAUUUGGGAGAAAAUUCCCGAGAAUUUCCUGGUAAAGUGGAAGAAAAUUUGAGCGGGGAAACAAAGGUUGUAUCUGGUAAUGAAGAACUAAAAAGUGAUGGUUUUGCAAAUUCAUUUAAUUGUGAGCAAUAUCAAGAAGUUCAAGGUUAUGCACCAAGUGCAGAUCAAAAUGCGGACAUACAGGAUCUAAACAGUAGCCAGUACUGGGAAAAUCUGUAUCCAGGAUGGAAGUUUGACCCAAAUACUGGGCAAUGGUAUCAGGUGGAUGGUUAUGAUGCAACAGCAAAUGUGCAAGGGGGUUUAAGUUUUGAUGCCAAUUCAGCUGGUGAUUGGGCAGGUUCUGAUAGGAAAUCAGAAGUUUCAUAUUUGCAGCAAACAACUCAGUCUAAUGUGGAAACUGUGACUGAAGGUAUCACAACUGGGAGUGUUUCCAGCUGGAAUCAGGUGUCACAAGGGAGUAAUGAGUAUCCAGACCAUAUGGUUUUUGAUCCCCAGUACCCUGAUUGGUAUUUUGACACAAUUGCCCAAGAGUGGCGCACAUUGGAAACUUAUACUUCAUCUAUACUAUCAAUGGCUCAACCUCAGGUUCAACAUAAUCAAAAUGGGUUUGCUUCAGCUGGUACUUAUUCUCAAAACCAGGAUCAUGGAACAUAUAGUGAAUAUGGACAAGCUAAUAGUAGCUAUCAGUUACAAGGGCCUAGUAACAGAGGUCAAGAUGGCAAUUGGACUGGAGCUUACAGUAAUUACAAUCAGCAGAGUUCGAGUACCUGGCAACCUGAAACUGUUGCUGAGAGCCAGGCUGCUUCAAAUUUUAGUGGAAAUCAGCAAUUGGACAAUCUGUAUAGCUCAACUGUUUCCACAAAUAACCAUGUGGAUCAACCAAAGUCUUUUAGUUCAAUGGGAACAGUUCCACUGCAUGAGAAAGCAAGCAGGAGGCAUGACGAUAUUAAUGGGACUGUUGGAUUACAAAGCUUUAUCCCUGGUGGGAACUUCAAUCAACAGUAUAAUAAGCCAAAAAUGGAGCAGAAUGAACAAAUUCAUUUCUCAAAUGAUUACUAUGCCAGUCAAAACACUGUAAAUUUUUCCCAGCAACCAUUACAAAGUAACCAUGAUUUCUCUUGUGCUUCAAGUGCUAGAAGAUCAUCUGCGGGGCGUCCUCCUCAUGCUUUGGUUACUUUUGGAUUCGGUGGAAAACUCAUUGUCCUGAAAGAUAAUAGUUUGCUUGGGAGCUCGUCAUAUGGAAGCCAGGAUCCUAUGGGACGUUCUAUCUCAGUUCUUAAUUUGAUGGAAAUUGUAACCGAAAAAAUUGAUGCUCCUGGUGUUCGAUUGGGUGCUUGCAAUUACUUCCAUGCUUUAUGCCAGCAGUCCUUUCCUGGCCCAUUGGUUGGUGCUAGUGUUGGAAAUAAAGAGGUGAAUAAAUGGAUUGAUGAAAGGAUUGCAAAUUGUGACUCUCCUGGUAUGGAUUAUAGAAAAGGUGAAGUUUUGAGGUUGCUUCUCUCUUUGCUCAAAAUUGCUUGUCAGCAUUAUGGAAAACUUCGAUCUCCUUUCGGCACAGACACUGCUUCAAGGGAAAGUGAUAUUCCAGAAUCUGCAGUUGCGAAACUUUUUGCUUCUGCCAAGAGGCAUGGUGAAAAAUUCAAUGCAUAUGGUGCCAUAACCCACUGCUUACAGAAUUUGCCUUCGGAAGGACAGAUUCGGGCUACUGCUGCUGAGGUACAGAGUCUUCUUAUUUCUGGUAGAACCAAGGAGGCUCUGCACUGUGCACAAGAAGGUCAGUUGUGGGGACCUGCUCUUGUUCUUGCUGCACAGCUUGGUGAUCAGUUUUAUGUUGAUUCCGUGAAGCAAAUGGCACUUCGCCAGCUGUUAGCAGGAUCACCUUUGAGAACAUUAUGCCUGCUAAUUGCUGGGCAACCGGCUGAUGUGUUUUUGACAGACACCACGGCCAAUAAUGGUUUCCCUGGUGAAGUAAAUAUGCCUCAACAAUCCGGACAGCUUGGUGCUAAUGUUAUGCUAGAUGACUGGGAAGAGAAUUUGGCUGUAAUAACUGCAAAUAGAACAAAGGAUGACGAACUUGUAAUUAUUCAUCUUGGAGAUUGUUUAUGGAAAGAAAGAAGUGAAAUUACAGCUGCACACAUCUGCUACUUAGUUGCUGAAGCAAACUUUGAGCUGUAUUCAGACAGCGCAAGAUUGUGUCUUAUUGGUGCAGAUCACUGGAAAUCUCCCCGAACAUUUGCUAGUCCAGAGGCAAUUCAGAGGACAGAGUUGUAUGAAUACUCCAAAGUGCUUGGAAAUUCCCAGUUUAUCCUGCUCCCAUUUCAGCCAUAUAAGCUUAUAUAUGCACACAUGCUAGCUGAGGUGGGAAAAGUUUCUGAAGCAUUAAAGUACUGUCAGGCAGUAUUAAAGUCUCUGAAAACUGGACGAGCACCGGAAGUAGACACGUGGAAACAAUUAGUAUCAUCACUCGAGGAGAGGAUAAAAAGUCACCAACAGGGUGGGUUCACCACAAACUUGGCUCCAGCUAAAUUAGUUGGUAAAUUGCUCAAUUUAUUUGAUAGUACUGCACAUCGUGUUGUUGGGGGCCUACCUCCCCCUGUGCCUUCAGCAUCACAAAGUAGUGUCCAAGAUAAUGAAAAUUAUCACCAAUUGACUGGCCCAAGAGUAUCAACUAGUCAAUCUACAAUGGCCAUGUCAUCUUUGAUGCCUUCAGCAUCCAUGGAGCCCAUAAGUGAGUGGACAGCAGAUGGUCACAGAAAGGCAAUGCAUAAUAGAAGUGUUUCAGAGCCAGACUUUGGUAGAACUCCUAGACAGAUUGAUGCAUCAAAAGAAGAAGCUGCAUCCAAUGUGCAUGGCAAAGCUUCAGGCUCAGGGGGGUCCUCCCGUUUUGUUCGUUUUGGUUUUGGUUCACAGUUUUUGCAAAAAACUGUGGGCCUAGUCUUAAAGCGAUCAGACCGUCAGGCUAAAUUGGGUGAGAAGAACAAAUUUUAUUAUGAUGAAAACCUCAAGAGAUGGGUAGAGGAAGGUGCUGAACCACCAGCUGAAGAAACAGCUCCGCCACCUCCACCAAUGACUACAGCUUUCCAAAAUGGAAUGUCAGAUUAUAACUUGAAAAAUGCUUUAAAAAAUGAAGGCUCUCCCACUAAUAGGAGCCGAGAAUCUAAAACCUCGACCUCUCCAGAAUUUAAUUCAGGGAUUCCACCUAUACCGCCCAGCUCAAACCAAUUUUCAUCUCGUGGACGCAUGGGUGUUCGAUCAAGGUAUGUUGACACUUUCAACAAGGGUAGUGGAAGUGGAGCUUCAGCAAACCUAUUCCAGUCACCGUCCAUACCAUCUGUUAAAUCUGCUGGUGGUGUCAAUCCUAAGUUCUUCAUUCCUGCACCAACAUCAUCAGGUGAACAAACAUUAGAUACUGUUGCAGAAAAUUUGCAAGAAUCUGCUGCAGCUGAUGAAAAUCCCUCAACAUCCGGUAUGAAUGACUCAUUUCAGUCUCCAACAUCAUCCAUGUCAAUGCAAAGGUUUUCAAGCAUGAAUAAUAUCCCGAAUCAGGGGGUUUUGGCAAAUGGCAAUGGCUCAAUUUCCUCUCAUUCACGACGAACAGCGUCAUGGAGUGGAAGCUUUAAUGAUGCAUUUAGUCCUCCCAAAACGGCUGAAACAAAACCAUUAGGGGAGGCACUUGGCAUGCCACCAUCAACAUUUAUGCCUAGUGACCAACCUUUAAUGCAGUUGCAAAUGAAUGGUGGCAGUUUAGGGGAUGACCUUCAUGAAGUGGAACUGUGAGCCUGAGUAGUGGGGAUGUAAAUAUCAAGUUUUGCUUUGCCUUGUGAUCAUACUUGAAAUAGACUGGUAAGCAGUGGAUCUUGGUUCUGGAGAAGAAACGAAAUGUCACUAUGAGACCCUCCCCCAGUUCCAUAUCUCCUGUGCUGUAUAAUGAAAUGCAGUUGAUCUAGUUAACUGUUUACCCCUAUACACAGAUUUUGUUUGAAAUUUUCAGGAAAUGCAACCUUUGGAUACUUGAGGAGCUGGUAUUCUUUGGACAAUACAAAAGUGCGCAUGGGCGCCAUUGUACAGUUUAUUUGUUCAUUUAUUGAAAACAGAAAUGUUGGGAGAGAGAGAGAGAGAGAGAGAGAGAGAGAGAGAGAGAGGAGCCUAAAACAAGAAAGGGUAAAGAUAAUGUACUGAAUUGCAAAAAAUAAGAUGCUCUGUUUGUCCUUUAUAUUCUUA
This is a messenger RNA of Malania oleifera, 5110 nucleotides long. RefSeq names its product protein transport protein SEC16B homolog. The transcript has 14 exons. Gene Ontology annotation, biological process: COPII vesicle coat assembly; autophagy; Golgi organization. The record is from RefSeq and is a predicted model, not a curated record. Lineage: Eukaryota; Viridiplantae; Streptophyta; Magnoliopsida; Santalales; Ximeniaceae. Gene Ontology annotation, cellular component: endoplasmic reticulum exit site; ER to Golgi transport vesicle membrane. The coding region runs from base 422 to 4666 and encodes 1414 amino acids.